AACACUUAUAUUCCCAACACCAUCAUCUUUGCGUUCCAGAAAAUCACGAGGAGAAGACAGCGACGAACACGAAGCUUGCUGAUAGCUAUGGCGAUGAAGAUUUCCAUGCUCAACCCCAUAGCUGCUGUUUCCAUCUUCAGUUACCAGCGCCAUGAAUCAAGCUCUCAGCGUCAUACAAGGCCUCUCCUUUCAAUCUCAAGCUCUCUGCAUGGCACAAUUUGUUCUUCACUGUCACCGUUUUCUUCGUCUUCUCGGCAUGAGAUUAGAGCCGGACCUCAAAAGUUGGUCGAUGAAUUUGACCCCAAAAUCCCAAUUGAGGAAGCCUUGACCCUGCCCAGCUCCUGGUACACCGACCCUUCUUUUUACUCUCUUGAGCUCGAUCGCGUUUUCUAUAGAGGCUGGCAAGCCAUUGGAUACACUCAACAAAUACAAAACCCACAUGACUUUUUCACCGGCAGAUUGGGAGAUAUAGAGUUCGUGGUAUGCAGAGAUGAUAAUGGUAAGAUUCAUGGUUUCCACAACGUGUGUCGCCAUCAUGCCUCUCUUCUUACCUCUGGAAGUGGGAAGAAAUCUUGCUUUGUCUGCCCUUAUCACGGAUGGACAUACGGGUUAGAUGGAGCACUUCUUAAGGCUACUAGAAUUACAGGAAUAAAGAAUUUUGAUGUAAAUGAAUUUGGCCUUGUACCACUCAAGGUAGCUACUUGGGGACCCUUCGUUCUCCUCAAUAUGGACAAAGAGAUUUCGCCUUUGCAGGAAGUGAAUAGUGGUGUGGUUUCUAGUGAAUGGCUAGGUAGCUGUUCCGAAAUCCUGAGUAUGAACGGAGUUGAUUCUUCACUAAGUUACAUCUGUAGACGUGAAUAUACUCUUGAAUGUAAUUGGAAGGUUUUCUGUGACAACUACUUGGAUGGUGGGUAUCACGUGCCAUAUGCACAUAAAAGACUUGCUUCUGGCCUUAAGCUCGUUUCUUAUUCUACAAGAAUAUUUGAGAAAGUUAGCAUUCAAGAAUGUGAAGGUAAUUCUGCGUCAAGCGAGGAUGAGCUUAACAGACUUGGAUCAAAAGCAUUAUAUGCUUUUAUCUAUCCGAAUUUCAUGAUUAAUAGGUACGGACCUUGGAUGGAUACCAAUCUGGUAAUCCCUUUGGGACCAAAGAAAUGCAAAGUUGUAUUUGACUAUUUUCUUGAGGAUUCACUUAAGGAUGAUGCAUCUUUCAUUGAGAGAAGUUUAGAAGACAGUGAAAGAGUACAGGCGGAAGAUAUUAUGCUAUCAGAAGGUGUUCAAAGAGGCAUUGAAUCGCCAGCAUAUAAUAGCGGCAGAUACGCUCCUGAGGUGGAAACACCAAUGCACCAUUUUCAUUGUUUGCUUUACAAGAAUCUCCAAGAAUAGUUUUAUGCUACGUUAAGAGUAUUUAGAUAUAUAUAUAUAUAUAUGUGCGUGUAGAAAAUAAUUUCCCUGUUUGGACAGUACCGGAGUUAUCAACCUGCAUGGAUAGUUGUUUGCAAUCACCUCCGUGGAGGAGAUUCGGAUUUAAGCCUUAUUUUAACUUUAUGGCAAUUUCUUUUU
This is a messenger RNA of Carica papaya (papaya), 1560 nucleotides long. RefSeq names its product choline monooxygenase, putative (CMO-like). NCBI's taxonomy places the organism in Eukaryota, Viridiplantae, Streptophyta, Magnoliopsida, Brassicales, Caricaceae. Gene Ontology annotation, molecular function: iron ion binding; 2 iron, 2 sulfur cluster binding. The record is from RefSeq and is a predicted model, not a curated record.